Molecule: messenger RNA, 1602 nt
Organism: Ziziphus jujuba (common jujube)
Lineage: Eukaryota; Viridiplantae; Streptophyta; Magnoliopsida; Rosales; Rhamnaceae
Exons: 6
Coding region: 70-1179 (369 amino acids)
Source: RefSeq, a predicted model, not a curated record
GGACAAAGAAAUAUGUGGAAGCGAAAGUGUUUGAUAUAAAAUGAUGUAUAUUUCCAUCGGAGAAAGCAGAUGGCCACUCCUCUGCCAUUCUAUCUCUGCACUUUUCGCUCCCAACACCACCUUCUUCUUCCCAAACCCAAAUCCUUCACUGCUAUACCCUUCUCUGCCUCUAGCUCCAGGGCAACCUCCUUUACCACCCUCAGUUUCUCCAAGAUGGAAAGGAACGAAAUCACGGAGGAAGUAACCGAGAAAGCUGAAGAAGCCAAUGUAACUGGAAAGAAGAAAAUUUUUGUGGCCGGCGCUACAGGAAGUACUGGUAAGAAAAUUGUUGAGCAGCUGCUGGCUAAAGGUUAUUCAGUUAAAGCCGGGGUCCGUGACAUAAACAAGGCAAAAACUACGCUUUCCAAUGGCAACCCGGCUCUUCAAAUUGUAAAAGCAGAUGUAACAGAGGGUUCUACAAAGCUAGCAGAAGCUAUAGGCGAUGAUUCAGAAGCUGUAAUUUGUGCUACAGGGUUCCGUCCUGGAUGGGAUUUGUUUGCUCCAUGGAAGGUGGAUAAUUUUGGCACAGUAAACCUUGUGGAAGCAUGUCGUAGACUAGGUGUGAACAGAUUUGUUCUCAUCAGUUCCAUUUUAGUUAAUGGAGCUGCAAUGGGGCAGAUACUUAAUCCGGCUUACAUCUUUCUUAAUGUUUUUGGACUCACCUUAGUAGCUAAGCUUCAGGCAGAAAAAUAUAUAAGAAAAUCCGGAAUAAACUACACAAUAGUGAGGCCUGGCGGGUUGAGAAAUGAGCCUCCAUCAGGAAAUGUUGUCAUGGAGGCAGAGGACACUCUUUAUGAAGGCACCAUAUCCAGAGAUCAAGUUGCAGAAGUAGCUGUUGAGGCACUGGUCCAUCCUGAAGCAUCUUACAAAGUCGUGGAGAUCAUAGCACGAGCUGAUGCUCCCAAGCGUUCAUACCAGGAGCUUUUUGCUUCCGUAAAGCAACGGGUUCACACCCUCUCUCCCCCCUGGCCUCAAGGUUUUGCUCACAAAACGCGUCCUGAAGGGAGAGGUAUCCACAGCCUUAUAAAGACCGCUUCGUGCCCCUCUCCAACCGAUGUGGGAUGUUACAAUCCUCCCCUCUUGGGGCCCAGCGUCCUCGCUGGCACACCGAUCCGGGUACUGGCUCUGAUACCACUGUAACAGCCCAGACCACCCGCAUCAGGAUAUUGUCCUCUUUGGCCCAGGGUUCACACCCUCUCUCCCCCCUGGCCUCAAGGUUUUGCUCACAAAACGCGUCCUGAAGGGAGAGGUAUCCACAGCCUUAUAAAGACCGCUUCGUGCCCCUCUCCAACCGAUGUGGGAUGUUACAAUCCUCCCCUCUUGGGGCCCAGCGUCCUCGCUUAACUCUUUAAACUAGUUUGACAACACAUUAUCAUGGAAAGAAAUGAAUUCAUAAAGAUUGAUGACUGUCUUGUUGUUGCAAAACCCGUUUUUGCAUUCGUAUUCUAAUUACGGCAAGUUUGUGUUUAAUCUGUGUUAUAAUGGUCUUCAUAAGCAGCCACAUUCAAGUUGAUUUUUUGAAAUCCAAAUAAUGGGGUCGCGUGAAUCUAAAGGAUUAGUAAA